ACCAGCCUUCCGGUUAGAUAAGAAAUGCCUCUCUCUCCUGCUCUCUCUCUCUCUCAGUCUUUCACACUUCUCUCCAUGGAGGCAAUCUCUCCUUCCACUGUUGCCUGUCGGCACCUUUCUCUUUCGUUAGCUUCUUCUACCACGCAGACGGUGCCAGGCACCCUUUUCAAUCUAAACGGAGCCAGAAAACCCGUGCUCUUCUCGUCCUUUUGCGCCCCAAUCUCUGCUCUCUCAAUUGGUUCUGCAGGCAAUGACCCGUUCGCGAGAGUGAUAUGGGGAUGGGUACAUGCAAGACAUUUGAGUAUCAGAAGGGAAGGAGGGCUGAGGAUUCGCGCUGAGAUGUUUGGGCAGCUGACCAGCAGCCUCGAGGCUGCCUGGUCCAAACUCAGGAAGGAAGACAUUAUAACAAAGGAGAACAUUGUUGAACCCAUGCGUGAUAUUAGAAGGGCUCUUUUGGAAGCUGAUGUUAGCUUGCCUGUCGUCAGGAGGUUUGUCCAAGCUGUUACUGAGCAAGCAGUUGGUGUAGGCUUAAUCCGUGGGGUUAGACCUGACCAGCAGUUGGUAAAGAUUGUCAAUGAUGAAUUGGUAAAGUUGAUGGGUGGGGAAGUGUCAGAACUUGAAUUUGCAAAAUCUGGUCCCACGGUAUUUUUGCUGGCAGGAUUGCAAGGGGUUGGGAAGACAACUGUUUGUGCAAAAUUGGCUUUCUAUCUAAAGAAACAGGAGAAGAGCUGCAUGCUCAUUGCGGCAGAUGUGUACAGGCCAGCAGCAAUUGACCAACUUAAGAUACUGGGUGAACAGGUGGAUGUGCCUGUGUAUACAGCAGGAACUGAAAUUAAACCAUCAGAAAUAGCAAGGCAAGGCCUUGAGGAGGCAAAGAAGAGGAACGUGGAUGUUGUCAUUGUGGAUACUGCUGGAAGGCUUCAGAUAGAUAAAUCCAUGAUGGACGAGCUGAAGGAAGUCAAGCAAGCAGUUAAGCCAACUGAAGUUCUGCUUGUGGUGGAUGCAAUGACUGGCCAAGAAGCUGCAGCUCUGGUAACAACAUUCAACAUUGAGAUUGGUAUCACAGGCGCCAUUCUAACGAAGCUGGAUGGAGACUCUAGAGGUGGAGCAGCUUUGAGUGUUCGAGAGGUAUCAGGAAAACCUAUUAAACUUGUUGGACGUGGGGAGCGAAUGGAAGAUCUUGAACCUUUCUACCCUGAUCGAAUGGCUGGUCGCAUCCUAGGAAUGGGAGAUGUUCUUUCAUUUGUUGAGAAAGCACAAGAAGUUAUGCGUCAAGAAGAUGCUGAAGAGUUGCAGAAGAAAAUAAUGAGUGCAAAGUUUGAUUUCAAUGACUUUUUGAAGCAAACACGUGCUGUAGCACAAAUGGGUCCCAUGACACGUGUAAUUGGGAUGAUUCCAGGAAUGGGCAAGGUGACUCCUGCACAAAUUCGUGAAGCAGAGAAAAGCUUGAAAAUCAUGGAAUCAAUGAUUAAUGCAAUGACUCCAGAGGAGAGGGAACAGCCUGAAUUAUUGGCAGAAUCACCAGAAAGAAGGAAACGAGUUGCAGCUGAAUCCGGGAAAACAGAACAGCAGGUGAACCAACUGGUUGCUCAACUGUUCCAAAUGCGUGUUCGCAUGAAGAACUUGCUCGGAGCCAUGGAAGGUGGGUCAAUUCCUGCAUUGAGCAAUCUUGAGGAGGCACUUAAGGCUGACCAAAAGGCACCUCCUGGGACAGCCAGACGAAGAAAGAGAUCAGAAUCCAGAAGGCAAUUUGUUGACUCAUCGGCCGCAAUGCCUACCCCACGUGGUUUCGGAAGCAAGUCAUGAAGCUUGUCUUCUGGACAUGCAUGAGCCUAGUCAUUCUGGAUUGAUCCUUAUGCAAUUCUAUUUCUUUGAAGACAUAGGAGGCUGGCUGUCUCCCCAUUCCUAUUUCUUAUCGUUGUUCUUCAUUCUUGGUGUAAAUCUUCUUUAGCUGCUUAAAAUCACUGUAAAUUUUGACAAUUUUAUAAUGAGAAUGAUCUUUGGCGUAUGGCCCUUUCUCUUUCA
Messenger RNA from Nymphaea colorata (pocket water lily), 2025 nucleotides. RefSeq names its product signal recognition particle 54 kDa protein, chloroplastic. Gene Ontology annotation, cellular component: signal recognition particle. Gene Ontology annotation, molecular function: 7S RNA binding; ATP hydrolysis activity; GTPase activity. The record is from RefSeq and is a predicted model, not a curated record. Lineage: Eukaryota; Viridiplantae; Streptophyta; Magnoliopsida; Nymphaeales; Nymphaeaceae. Gene Ontology annotation, biological process: SRP-dependent cotranslational protein targeting to membrane. Bases 25 to 1806 code for a protein of 593 amino acids. The transcript has 15 exons.